UCGUAGAAUCCCUGCAGCUGACGAGCAGUCACGUUUGGGAGCAACAGAACAGAUACUACCACGAUGAGUAUUCGCUUUACUUGGCUACUGCUUAUAUUUGGUUUAACCAACUAUAUUGUAUUCUCGGCUCCAGUAACGUGUGAUUUAGAAUUAUCUGUGGAGUCAGCCGAAUUAUCCCCAGGUAGUAACAUCAGCGUUCUUUGUGAUGCCACAUGUUCGGGGGUAGGGUCGACAGGAAUAUUCGGUUGGUAUGAUAACACAAAUACAUUGGUGGAAAAUUCUGGAAGAAUUUUCUCUAUGAAGUACAAUCGAGGAAGAUAUUCACGUCUUUUUAUACGAAAUUUUAUGCCAGAAGAUUCGGGUACCUAUGUCUGUUUCAAAAUUACUGAAGACGGCAGAAAACAAGAAUCGUUUUAUCUCUAUAAUGAAGGUGACACAUUUGUAAAUGGUGAACUUGAGGAAGACAAGGGGCCUACUCGUGGAGAUAUUGGCGUCUACGAUCCGUUUGUUCCUGAAAUAAGAGUAGAACGAUCCGUUCGAUUAAAACGACAAGCUGGUGUUACUACAGAUGUACAGUCAGGUGAUCUCCCAUCAACAACUGAUGAUUCAACGCCAGAUUUUAUAACGGACGCAAAUUAUUCCCUUUCGCAAAGUACUCUUACAGUGCCAUCCGAAUUUAUGUCACACACUUCUUCUACAUCUGAGCCGAAUUCUCCAAAACCUGAACCUGAAAACACACCGAGUAUACCGCGACCUGAGCCAGAAACCACGCCAAAAACUAAACUAGAAACACCACCAACAUUUAGGCCUGAAAAAAAACAGAAUUCUCCAAAACCUAAGCCUGGAAACACACCCCAACCUAAGCCAGAAACCACGCUAAAAGCUGAGCCGGAAUCCAAGUCCGAACCACCACAAGUUCCAAAAGAUCCUGAUUCGGAACCUAAGCCGGAACCUAAGUCGGAACCACCACAACCAGAGACGGAUCCCAAUCCGAUCCAACCGCAGUCUGAUUUCGGUCGUAUUGGUCUUGUAGCCUUUGUCCUCGCUCUUGCUGUUGCCUUUUUACUAUUAUAUUCCUUACUGAUGGUUAUAUGCAUACCACGGUGUUUGCGGAAACGAAAAAGCAAGUCUUUGAAUAUAAGUAAAUCUCCAAAAACGAACGAAAAAGAAAAGAAUGUCCCAGAAUCCAUAACACUGACUAAAAUUGAGGAUAAUGGUUUACCUUCCCCAGGUCCUAGUGAUGCCGGAUUUACUACUAUAGAUCUUGACGAACAGCAAACGGAGAAGAACAACACAGUCGAUGGAAGCAAUACUGAAGCUAAGAUUGAGAAUAAAGUCGAGGCUCAAAUAGAGAAGCAAAUUACUAAUGGCGAAGGGCAGUCCAGUGAAGAUAACAAUAAGGAACAAGAAAGGAUCGAAGAAAGUUUAUUAGAUUCAGUGCUAUUUUCAUCUGCUCCAACCAAUGAAGAUAAACCGGAAACUGGUCCUAAAGACGAAGAUAUAGAGUUCAUUGAUAAAUCACAGGUUACAGACAUCACACCCCCUCCCAUUUCAACACCAGAUGUUGUUGACGAACCUACAGAUACAUCCACUAAAACUACUGAAGUUCGGUUGGAUAUAGUCGAAGCUGACGAUGGUCACAAACAAAUCAAACUUUCCACUUCUUCACCAUCCCCUGACGAUUUACCCCCUCCUUCACCAGAAUCCCCACCUGGGGAAGCGUUUGAUAUCGAUUCCUUCUCCUGCCCUACUGUUGAUGUAUGAUAUAGCUACACCUGUGCUUGAAUAUGAUAAUUGAACGCCAUCCAAUUAAAUGGCUUAUACGUGCAAAAUAACUGAUAUCGACUUUAAUAAUUUUAUUGCUAUUAUGAUUUUCAAGGAGAUAUAGCUCUCUUUUAUUACUUACGAUACAAAUAAAAUUUUAAUAUAUAUUUAGAACUUUAAUAAUAGGAUCAUAGUAAAAGUGUGUUCAAUGGUGUUGGGUGCGAAAUAUUUGAAAACACGCCUACCACUGACGAGGCAAUGACGUAGAUAAGAACUGAUUCGACUGAUAACAUUGAAUUUAAGUCAUUUUAACCGAGGAUAAUCCCCACGCCCCGCAAUCACCCGCAACCCCUCCCCAAUAUUCAGACCACGAGAUUUGUUGUAUUAAUGCCAUUUUGUUUUCGUAUCUUUUGAAGCUAGAUCAUACUCCAUUAAUAUCAUUUUGUUUUCGUAUUUUUAGAAGCUUGAUCAUGUAAAUAAUUAUGUGAAGGGUGGUGGAUAAUUAUUGCUCUGAAUAAAUUACAAAAAAAACCCCAAAACAUUCAGUUCAACGAAUGUGGUCCGGUUUAUUAUAGCUGAGGUUAGAAAAAAAUAAAAUCAAAAUCGCCCAGAUCCUUUGAAAAGUGGGAAAGUACAUAGAAUAUUAAAUAGUAUUUAAUAACGUAUAAUGAUGGGAUAUCUAUUUUCCUAGUUACAACAUUUAUGCCGCAGAGUUCUUUUAGAGCGGUGUUUUACAACAUCGGGUGUGCUAAGUCAAAGGAUAUAGUGAGAAUGGGUGUGUGAAAAUAAUACAGCCAAGUAAAAGGGAAGCCAAGUACAUGAAUACCAAAUUAAUGACAAAGCAGUGUUAUUACUAAUCUGCCUUUACCAGGUACACAUCUCACAAUGGCUGAUGUUUCCAUGACAAUGUAUUAUCAGGCGUAUCGGAAAGAGUAAGCAUGCGCGAGGCAGCCCUGUCACGGUAUAUCUUUUAUCCAACCCACGGGAACAAGUUUAAAAAAGGAAACAUAUGUUUCAGUUAUAUUCCCCAAUAUAAGACUAAAAAGUUGGGCAAUUCGAA
Molecule: messenger RNA, 2824 nt
Organism: Patella vulgata (common limpet)
Lineage: Eukaryota; Metazoa; Mollusca; Gastropoda; Patellidae
Exons: 6
Coding region: 64-1764 (566 amino acids)
Source: RefSeq, a predicted model, not a curated record